GUGGAAAGAUGGAAUAAAAAACUCAAUUCCAAUGUUUUUAACGAGUCUUACUCCAUACGUAAACACCAACAUUGUUGUUUGUGAAUUGGAACAAAAUGACAAAUUGGAGAAAGGUUUAUACUAUUUUCAAUUGUCAAAGUAUCCAAAAAAUAUCGAGGAAAUGAAAAUUGCUCGUUAUUUCUUUCAAUUGCUGUUUAAUUGUUCUUUCACCUUUUUUGAAAUUCAUCUGGCAAUAAUUAACUCACAAAUGAUUGAAUUAUUAUUUGAUGACGUCAAAGUCCCUUUACAAAUACAUACACAAGAAACUGAUUUGAUGUUUUACGAUGAUCAUCCUUUAAAUAUUGUUCGGAAUCAUUUGGUUGCUAAUGAAUUUAAUAUUGAAUUUGGUAAACGUUUUGAUUUCGAUGUGGAAAAGAAGGCGGACGUUGUAUUAGAAAUUUUGGCAAAUGGUGGCGAUAAAUUUUCUAGUAUUUAUCUUGAGUAUCUUCACUCUAAACUUUACAAUUUAAUUAUUGAGCAUAUAGUAGCAUCACAAGAUAUUACUAAAAUGGUGAAGAAAAUUCAUUUUGAGGGUAUGUAUGGACCUCUUAUUUCAAGUGAAAAUGCAAUAAAUGCUAAAAUUGAGGUUAUAGACAAUAUUAAAAUUACAAAAUUUCAACUUGUCAAUAAAUACAAUCCAAAAAUUGUGUUUUCUGUAUCUGCUAAACAUUACAAUAAAAUUCAUGCGCCAGGUCAGGAAAAUUGUGAAACGGGAGUUGAUGCUAAAAUAAGGAGAAUUAACUGAUUUAUUUAAAUUUAUUUAAAUAGUUUAGGUAUGUAAAAUUUAUUAGAGUUGUGUUGGCGACAUGUUUUAUUAACCGAUUUCUUUUCUGUUUUUGGUUUUUUAGAUUUUGAAACCCCUCCCCCUUUGGUUUUUGAUUUUGAAUUUUAGUUUUAAAUAUUUGAUUUUUUUUUGGGAAAAUUUUUUUACGGAAAAAGCAUC
This is a messenger RNA of Meloidogyne enterolobii, 982 nucleotides long. Lineage: Eukaryota; Metazoa; Nematoda; Chromadorea; Rhabditida; Meloidogynidae. The record is from the annotation of a GenBank genome assembly.